Molecule: messenger RNA, 2071 nt
Organism: Silurus meridionalis
Lineage: Eukaryota; Metazoa; Chordata; Actinopteri; Siluriformes; Siluridae
Exons: 2
Coding region: 342-2063 (573 amino acids)
Source: RefSeq, a predicted model, not a curated record
CUUCAUAGGUGUUGAUAGAACAUAUGUCAGUGCAUAUUAAGUGAUUGCUUUCGGUUUGUUUUGAUGAAGGAUUUAUGUUUAAUCUUUACUUAAAAAUCGCUAUGCUAAUGCUAUGCUAACCCGCGAGUGAAGGACUAUGUAUGCCCUGUGAUAUGUGAUAAUGGUUAUUGAAGAUUGCUGGGAACACUUAACUGCCAGCUGAUACGGAAGUCCCGUACCCGCUACAGUUCUUGGGGGCUCGUCCGGGAUGAGCACCAACUGCUAGAGGAGGGAAGCUCAUCCAAAAGAAUCCAAAGACCAGCUUGCCGUGGAUCUUUGUAUGGAAUCCUUGCUGUUUUUUGAUGAUUAACAGUAGUUUGGAGGUUGGUACGAUGGAAAAAGAAAGAAGAAAUCUGGUGAAGGAAAUCAGGAAAGCCCUUUGCGAACUGCCUGAGGAUGAACUCUUCCUCAUUGCUAAAAACAUUGAACAAACCAACGAGGGGGAAGAAUCACGAGUAGAACUGGGGGAUGAAGAGGGAUGUUUCGAUUUCAUGAGUGGCUUUUUGUGCUGUAAGAGCCUGAUGGGAAGGGAAGAUGGAGGAAUGGCAGUGCUGCUAGACCUAAGGGAUAAAAUCUUAAUUACUCAGUCUCGGUAUGGAACAACACAAAAGUAUAAGACACCUGACUGGAGCACAGGGGAAACCCAGGGUCACUCGGAUAACGCAAAAUCUGACAUAAACCCAAUUACCAGCCAUUCCCCCAUGUGCACAGUAGACACUGAGUAUCAGCAGAUGUUAAGGAUGUACGAGGAACUCGGCCGAAAGAUUCACGCUACGAAUCCCCACACCAUGUCCUCACAAUCAGGCGCGCUCCCAUUUUCUUUCCAGACUCCCCCUCCCCCACGCUGUACCGAUGACCAAAUGAGCAGGAGAGAACCUCCAUAUAUCCCACGGAGAGAGUUUAAAGUACAUGGAGGCCAGAUUGGCGACUCUACCUCUGAGAUUAGCUUCAACAGUGUAUGCCGACAAAUUGAAGAGGGCCUGCAAGAACAUUUUAGUGAAAGUGAAAUCAUCAGAGGGGUACUGAAGAUCACUAAACCCGGUCACUUCAAGGAGAUGUUAAUGGAGAAAGAGGAUUUGACGGUACAAGAGUUGAAAGGGCUGCUACAGUCUCACUUAGGGGAUAAGAGUAGCACAGAGCUGUUUCAGAAGUUGAUGUGUGCACGCCAAGGAGAAAACGAGAAUCCACAGCAGUUUCUUUAUCGGGCAAUUGGACUCAAACAAAAGAUUCAGUUUGCUUCCAAACACAACACUGGGGAUAUAAGGUAUAAUGCGAAGACCAUACAAGAGGUAUUCCUCCACACAGUUUGCCAGGGUUUGGGGUCCAAACACGGUGAGCUUCGUCGUGAACUUAAACAGCUAAUUGCUGCAGGAGACGCAACAGAUGACAUGCUUCUCAGACAGCUUGUAAAGGUAACAAGUGAGGAGGAGGAGAGACAGCGUCGGCUGCAGUCAAUGCCACGACUUAAAACCACUCAUGCUCAUAGUGCUCAAAUUCAAGGAAUUUCAGAAAUUAAGGCAGCGUCUGUGACUACUGAGCAGGUUGAUAAAGAGAUUCGCAAGCUUAUCACCCAAGUAGAAGCACUGACUGAUGUAGUCAAUUCACUACAACAGCCCAAGGAGAAAGAACAGAAUUGUCAAUGUAUGGCUAAAGCACCUGAAAAGAGGAGAAGGCCGGGUUGUCCUAACUGCAUGAAACAGGGGAAAGUGGAGACUUGCAGCCACUGUUUCAUUUGUGGAGGGGAAGGUCACCGGGCGGUUGGCUGUCUAAACAGGCAAAAAGGGUCAGUACCUAAUGUUAGGCCAAAAAGCACACCAGCGACAACAGUCCCUAAUGCAGGUUCAUCCUAUCGUAACUAUACAGUUAAUGCUGGUUCGUGGGAUCACAUGGGUAGUACCACCAGGAAACCAAAGAGAAGACAACCUGAAGGCUCAGGAGAAAAGAUUGUCCAGUUUGUUGGAAAAAAGUGUCUACUGGAAGGCGAAAUUGGAGGUCAUGCUUCUCGACACUGGAGCGCAGGUUAGCAUCAUUG